GUGGCAGUCGCUGCCGACGACGACGACGACAACGACGACGACGACGACGACGACGACGACAACGACGACGAUCGCACACGAUCAUAACGACGACGACGACGACGAAUGGUACCGAUCUCACCGACGCGAAUACGACGCGUCUUAUCACGCCGGUAUUGUUUCCCCAAUUAAAUCGACUCGAGCGUGGGCGCGCGCGAGUGAACGAGUGAGAUCUCGCACCUCCUCGCAGGUACCAGCUGCAAGUGUGGCUGAAACUAAAUCCGAGAGUACGUCAGUGUCUCUGGUGUCGUCGAUUGCACCCCUGUGUGCGCGUGUGUAUGUGCGAGGAUUAUCCCGAGAGAUAAAGAUUUAUUCGUGUCGGGGCACCACGCGUGCUCCGUUCUCCCCGUUCGAAAUGCUCGAAUAGAAUUUACGCGGUUCUGUGCGAUGCGCGAUUUAAAUCUCCCUCGCAUCUGUCGCGAGUGUGCCACUGUCGGAUAGACCGUAAGUACUUUUCCCUCGAGCGCAAUUUCUCGCGAGUAUCGAUACCACAGAGUGUUCUUCGCAAGUGUUAUCGUCGAGUCUCGCGGGCUAACGGAAUGAAUUUUCUCUCGCGAAAAGAUUGCCCAAGUGUUAAUUAUUGACCGAUCCUUCGUUCGACGAAGGUUUCUUCCCUUAAUCUAAAUUCUCUCAUUCUCGAUUUAUUCCGUUUCAAAGACUAUUAAUAGUCGAUAUUAUUUCGACGUAUACUUUAUGAAAGUGUUCGACUUCUCGCGACGUUAAAUUCAAGGUAUUCGGCAGGGAGAUAGCAUACGGACGAGACGAUCGUCAACGUUGUUUGAAGAAGCGCGAAAGUGACGCGCGAUAGUGCCACCUGACCGCGUCUCUAAAUUAAACCACGCCGCGCGCAAAAGGAGGACCACCUACCAAGAAUAAUGUCAGGCGAAAAGUGAGGGGGAUCGGUGGUAAAAAGCGGCGCGCAAAAGGCACGCGCCCAAGACUCAGGAUCAAAGUUGAAAUUCCUCGAGAGGGCGGCAAAGGAGGAGGAGGAGGAGGAGGUGGUGGUGGUGGUGAUGGUGGUGGUGGUGGAAGAAGACGCGCGUGCACGAUCGGAACAAGUCAAAGCGGACGAAGAGGACGACGACCAGGCUCGAACUCGCUGCGAGGCCGAAGUGGAAGAAACGUGCGCGAGGAAAGAAGAAAAAGGGAAUUACAAAGGAAGCGGGAAAAAACGCCGACUGGUUUUGUUAAUCAAAAGACUUCGAGACACGCGUCCGGUUUAAUAACGAGCGAGGGGUGGAGGAGGAGGGACUCGUGUGAAAGGAGUCGUCGGAGGACCUCCGCUCAUGAAUUGUGUGUCGCCGGCGCCUGUGCUUUCUCGUCACUCCCGAGUAAAUAAGACUGACAAAGAAUGAGGGCCCACUCUUGAAUAAAUGAAUGAAUAUCAUUGAACUGUCGUCGAAUACAAAUAUGUUUGCGGAAGAUUGGAAAUUUUAGGACGGGACGCGAAGAGAAACCUAAAAGUUGUUCGUGAAUCGAACAACUGCAGCUGCGAAAGGGUGUAGAGAGAUCACGGGGACUCCUUGCGAUUCUUAUUAUUAUUUUUAAGUGGUAUACUUUUAAAUGAUAUAUGUAUUUAAAAAAAUUGAAAUUCGAUCAUAGAUACAUCUAGAUAUAAUAAAAAAAUCAUUAUUUAUUAAUAUAUAAACAAUAUAGUUACUAAUAUAACGCAAGCGGAUCAGUUAGUGCAACGUUAUACGAAUGUUAAGAACGAUCGAGUUACGAGAAUGCCUGGAUAUUCCGAGUCGUUCGAGUGGUCGCGAUCGAUCGAGCGAGCGGUGCGAUCGAAAUUGUUCUCGGAUCCGCGUUUGCCUCGCGAGAAGGACUGCCGCUGAACUUUGCCCUUAUCUCUGAAAAUAUUCCGACUCAAUUCGAUCGAUUGAGAUCGAAUGCUGCUCCCCGUGACGGGAGAACGGAUUCGACGUGUUGAGUGCAGCCAUCGUGACACCUGAGCCUCGACACAAGACGGUAUCGAAAUGCACUGUGCGUCGGGAUACGUGUUUCUGACGAGUUUGCUGACGAUGGUGCUAAGGACUCAUCGAAUGGGCGCGGCUGCGGAGGAGUCGUCAGAGUUCCACAACAAAGUGCCCGUGAGAUUAGUCUGGGCCACCGAAGGCGACGACGUCGAGCUGCCAUGCGACAUCACGCCGCCGACGCCGGAGGAUUCGGUUAACAUGGUUCUCUGGUUCAAGGACAACGCCGGGAUACCGCUCUACAGUUUGGACGCGAGAAACGGUAGCUUGAUUGGCGCCAUCCACUGGGCGGUCAGCGACGAUCUCGGGAGACGAACGUACUUCCAGGUUGGUGACGGUCACCGGGCGAAAUUAAAGGUCACCAAGGUGACGUUAAAAGAUCAGGGGGUCUUUAGGUGCAGAGUAGACUUCGUGGACUCACCGACACGAAACUUCCGCGUAAAUUUGACUCUAGUUGAACAGCCAAGUAAGCCCGUGAUAUACGAUGCCCAAGGACGAGAGGUUAGUGGGGUGGGCGGCCCUUUUCUCGAGGGUUACAACCUUGCUCUGAUAUGUCAAGUGUCAGGAGGUAAACCUAAGCCCUCAGUGACGUGGUGGAAGGAUGGCGAGCUCCUGGACGGUGUGGUCGAUACCUCGUCUAUCGGCUCGUCGAGCAGAUUUACGGAGAACCACUUGUUCAUCGACCAAGUCACCAGGUCACUGUGGGGAGCGAAGCUCGAAUGCAGAGCUCAAUCCGGACCGAUGGAGAAACCUGUCGUUCGCGAGGUGCCUCUGGACAUAUAUCUUAAACCGGCAAUCGUAAAGAUUGUUCUGAGCGAGGAACAGAUCUUCGCGGGUCGCCCGAUCGCCGCCAGAUGCGAAACCUGGGGCAGUUCUCCAGCGGCUAGGAUCAUUUGGCGACUCGGCGAGCACGUAAUGGGCGAUCCCAACGUGUCGACCACGCAGAGGAGUAACUCGACAGUGAGCAAGUUGGCCUUAGUCCUCGGUAAGGACGACGACGGCAAGGAACUGGUCUGUCGAGCCGAAAAUCCGAGAUUUCCCGGCGGAGUGCUCGAGGAAGUCAAAAUACUUCGCAUCUCUUAUGCUCCGGUAGUUGUCGCUCGUUUGGCUAAUGGCUACGUCUUGGACACUUUGAGGGAGGGCGAUGAUCUCAAGUUGAUCUGCGACGUUCAGAGCAAUCCGCCACCGGCGCGAGUAACUUGGUACCACAAUAAUCAGCGGUUGGUGCACGACGUAAACGCCGGAAUUCUACUGGCUUCUAACUCGCUGACCCUCCGCGUUCUGGCUCUCGCACAUGUCGGCGACUACUCCUGCGUAGCCACGAACGCCGUGGGAGAAACUCAUAGCUCGCCGCUUUUUAUUCACAUGAAAUAUGCCCCGAGAUGCAGAGAAGAUAACGAAAGAAAAGAGAUCACCGUCGCUCGUCACGAGACCGUACGACUCAGGUGCGAAGUGGAAGCGUUACCCGAUGACUAUGUACGAUUUUCAUGGACCUACAACGGCACUGUCGGAGACGUUCUACCUAUGCCAAAUUCGAGAAUUGAAAAUAAAGGACUCGUGAGCGAAUUAGACUAUACCCCCAACGCCGAAACCGAUUACGGCACGUUAGCUUGCUGGGCGAGCAACAGCAUCGGACGGCAAAGGACACCGUGUAUAUUUAACAUCGUACCUGCUAAACCACCGCAACCGCCAUUGGACUGUGCGUUGUACAACGAGACCAGCUCGCUGGAAGUUAAUUGCAUCCCGGGAUCGGAUGGCGGGUCGCCGCAGCACUUUUUAUUGGAAGUACGGGGGUCUCUUAGGAAUUCCGGGAUCGGCCAUAUCGGUCCUCACACCCUUCAAACGCCUCAGAGCGAUCAGGGGACGGUCGGGGAAUCUCCCCCGAUAUAUCAGGACAUGAAUCCUACUCCAAACUUCCAACUUCACGAUCUCGAACCAGGGUACGAUUACACGGUAUACGUUUAUGCCGUCAAUGGACGUGGCACGAGCGAACCCGCUCUUCUGGAACACGUCAGAGUUGUCGAACCUAUCGGCAGGAAGAUGGAAAGGAGCGGCAUCUUUUUGGAAGACCUGAAAAAGGCGUUGCCGCAAGCCAGCUCCGAGAACAUGAUCAUCGUUAUUGCACUGACAGGUACAGGCGUGGCAGCGUUGAUCCUCAUCGGUAUCGGAGUGAUCAUUGGCGUGGCGCUCUGCAGGAAGAGAUCGAACACUCCCGUUAGAGACGGCCCCGAUGAUUUCACUACACCGACCUACGUUCCGGCCCAGAGAAUUGAACCCAGACUCAGAUAUUCCAACGAGAAUAGGCGUUCUCAAAGGGCGAGUCUCUACGUUGAGGAAAACCGAAAGGAACCAGAUUUACUGCAACAAGUGGAGCUCGAGUUACAAGACUAGAUCACACACACACGCACACACACACACACACACAUACACACACACACACACACACACACACACACACACACACCUGAUUUUGUACAGUUAAAAAUAAUCAAGACACAAAGUGCAAUGUUAAGUAGAAUUCCAUAUGUCGAGUUCAAUUCAGGCUCCUCGUCAUUCGUGUAAAUUUGUAUGUCCCGACUGUCAAAUUUAUAUCACGUCGUAAAACCGGAAUCUGCUAUAACGAGUAGCCGUUAGCCGUACGAAAUCGUUUAUUCGACGAUCUCAAAGGAUUGGCGGUGGAGCGACGCGUGGUACUUUUUACGAUAGAGUCGGGAAAUCUGCCGUUGUAUUCAGCCGGCAAAUCGAGGCGUUACGAAACAUUCUAUUAGUUAUUUACGUUUGCCAUACGCGAGACGUAAAAAAUCCGCAGCCGACAGUUUUUUAAGUUAUAUAGAGCCUAGAGUUAAAAUAACAUUAUAAAAUGUACAGCUAUUUUUACAGCGUAGGAGGCUAAGGCGAUACGGUAUAUUCCCGUAUACUUGCAAGUAUUAACGUGUUAACGUUGACCUAAAAACGUGAUUUUAUGUACCUUUGUCGCUUAACAGACCGCUUCAAAAAAACGUCAGUUAUUAAAUUAAAUUUUAGUCAUUUGGGAUCUGUAGUAAAUUUUAAUCGCGCGUAUUUUACACGAAUUUUGAGUUCAUCCAAUUAAGAAACUCAAAUUUAUUACGUCAUACGCUGCAUGAUACUUUGCAUUUCCUUCAUUUGCUCCAUUGUUGUAAUCGACUUACAUAACUUUCGGAUUUACACUUUUUUUGAAGCAGUCGGUAGUUUAUAAAUUAAUGAUUAAUUUGUAUAAUCUUUGAUCAGCGUGGUUCACGCUAAUUUGUGCGACGAUGUAAAUACUGUAUUCACACGUAUUGGCUGAUACACGGAAUUAAAAAAACUGCCAUGUUGUAUUAUUAGUGAUUAAUAAAAUUAAAAAGACUACCAUUAAA
Messenger RNA from Solenopsis invicta (red fire ant), 5389 nucleotides. RefSeq names its product hemicentin-2 (gene side). Gene Ontology annotation, molecular function: protein binding. The coding region runs from base 2016 to 4403 and encodes 795 amino acids. NCBI's taxonomy places the organism in Eukaryota, Metazoa, Arthropoda, Insecta, Hymenoptera, Formicidae. The transcript has 12 exons. The record is from RefSeq and is a predicted model, not a curated record.